AUGGAUUCUUCUUCCAACCCUUCUACAUUCCGAUUCCGAGAGAUGGAAAACUCAGCGCAUUCCGACACUGGCUCCGACUUUUCAUCCCUGUCCAGCCACUGUGCUGACGAUUCCGAUAUACAGUCCAUGGCUGGAAAGGGAAUUAAGCAUCUUUGUUCGGAGCUACUUGAGCUAAAGGAGGAAUCCGUUGAAGAUUUUCAAAGAAACGUCUUUUCCAAUUACUCAGCCUUUGUUAGAAUAUUUGAAGAAGUACGAGAUGUUGAGAAGGAACUGGUGAAACUGAAAAACCAUAUUUCAACGCAAAAAGGGCUUGUGAAGGAACUUGUAGAUGGUAUAUAUCUAGAGGUUUUAUCAGAGGAGACCAUAGAAUCAAUUAUAGAAGAACAUGUUAACACUGAUCCACCUGAGCCAAGUGAGUUAGAGUCUCACAUUAAUGAUGUUUCAGAAACCCUGGAUCUUCUUCUAUCAGAAAACAGGAUAGAUGAAGCUCUGGCCAUUGUAGAAUUGGAGGAUGAAAAUUUUCAGAGGAUGCAGUUUGAAGGAAAUGCUCCAUCAGACAUGUUAACGUUAUAUAAUUCUUCACUUUGCGAGGGGAAGGCGAUGCUUACACUGCAGUUAACACACGUGGCUGAAAACCCACGAACUACUGCACCAGAACUUCAAAAGGCGAUCUUUGGAAUUUGCAGACUUGGUGAUAGUCUUCUUGCAACUCACUUAUUACUUGAACACUAUCAUUUACGUAUUGCAAGUGGAAUACAUAAUUUGCAGUGUUCAAACUCAUAUUUACAUGGGACGUACAUUAGGGACCUUGCAAAAAUAUUAUUUUCUAUGAUUUCUCAAGCAGCAAGGAGCUUCACAAUGUUAUUUGGAGGAGCUUCUCCCCGUGCUUCAGAACUUAUUCGGUGGGCAUGUGAAGAAACCAAAGUGUUUGUUGUUUGUUUUAAUAAGUAUGUUAAGUCCAUGUCAGAAAUAAGCGGUGGAUUGCCCAAGGUUGUAGAAUCUGUGCAAUUUUCAAUGUCAUUUUGCUCUUUGUUAGAAACUCAGUCAUUAGUGUUGCGGCCUUACUUAAUCAAGCAUAUUCGUCCUGGCAUGGAAGUGGUUUUACAGAUUCAUAUAGACCACUAUAAAAAAGUUGUAUCUAUCUUUACAGCAACUGAAUCUUGGGUUUUGGGUAGAUAUCUUGUAUCAGGUGUAGUAAAUGAAACUUGCUCUUCUAUCAUGGUUGGGAAACAACUGGAAUAUUACCUGCUCACUAGCAGCGGCCGGAAGUUUGUGACACUGUUACAGGCUAUCACAGAGGAUAUCUCACCUCUAGUCACCCUUCAAAUGGAUGGUCUGAUCCUCAGAGGCCUCGUGGACCUCUUUCUGGAGUAUACAAUCAUCCUCGAAAAAGCCAUCACCUGUGAUGAACUUGUCACAGAAAAGGGUGGUUCAAGAAUCAAUUUGGCAGAGACACUUGCACAAAAGGUUUCUGUUCUGGUGAACUUAUCAACGUUAGAAAAAUUCUUCUCUAACAUCAUCAGAAGUACAUUUGGGAGCACAAGUCACAUCAACUCUGAGCUAAUGAGAAAUGAUUUAGUAAGCGAUCAACAGAAGGAGCUUGAUAGUUGUAUAUUGUUUAUUCAAGAGGCUUCUUGUCAGGUUAGAGCUCAUUUCUGCCAGCAAUUUAUACAUGGAAUGAUGUCCAUGGGAACUGGCUCCAAAUGUUAUCUGGAAACUUGCAUUGAUGGACGAAAAGAUCUCAUGCCCUCCAUUGCUUUUCAGGUAUUAUUCUUAGAACUGAGGAAAAUGGAAAAACUUGUGGAAGAUUGUGUUUUUGAAGUAGAUUGGUUGAUGGAACUUUUGAGGGAACUGAUAGAGGCCAUAUUUGUUUGGAUAUCCAACAACAAAGAGAUCUAUGCAAUUUCUGAAGAAGAUUUGACUGUCCAACAUUCUGAUAAUUUCAAGAAGUUUGCAUUGGAUAUUCAAUUUCUUGUGGAAAUCUCAAGAUAUGGGGGGUACUUCUCCAAGAACAGCUCGGUUCUUGUAACUUAUAUGAAAUCGGCCUUUCUUUCAGCUGGACUCAAUCCUGAAAGAGAUGGCAUGGAUGAUGGAUGGGCUAUAAAUGCUGUUAAUGAAGCAAUAACAAAACUACUGAUGAUCGAAAAAAGAAAUAUGCUUUCAAAUGAUGAUUCUGUUGGUGUUGUUGAGGAGGAGGAACUGCAUGAAAAUCAAUCUGAGCAUGUGAGUGACUCUGAGGAUGAUGCUAGGAGUUACACAAAUGAUUCCAUGAAGUCAUGUGAUGAUGUAGAAGGUAAUACUGCACUGGAAGCCAAUCUAAAUGAAGAAACAAUGAUAGUGAAUACAGAGUCAAACCCUCCUCGAGAAGAAGACAAUGGUUCUUCUUAUAGAACUGCUAUGAACACAAAGGAUAGUUCUGUGGAAAUAGAAGAUGUUUCCUCCAAAAAAGCAGCUAAUAAUACAGACUCUGUGGAUAUCAAUAACAAAGAAUCUGGUGGGGAAACUGAAGGCUCUUAACUUACAAAACAAGGAUAUUGGGUCGAUAAUUGACAGCAGCUGAAGUUUCUUGUUUCACUUGGAAGGGGCAAGUCAGAUGAUUUGAUGUCAAUGAGGUAGUUAAAGAAGAUCUUGGAUUUUAAAAUUAAAGCCUUUUGAGAUGUUUUGAAUUAUUAAGAGGUAGCACAGCUAGUUACUGGAUUUUCUUGCCUUCAUUAAUACACGAGAUUGCUGAAAUGCAGAAUAACAGUUGCUUUUACUGUUUCGUUUUUCUUUUUUAAA
This is a messenger RNA of Juglans regia (Persian walnut), 2778 nucleotides long. RefSeq names its product exocyst complex component EXO84B-like. NCBI's taxonomy places the organism in Eukaryota, Viridiplantae, Streptophyta, Magnoliopsida, Fagales, Juglandaceae. The transcript has 7 exons. The record is from RefSeq and is a predicted model, not a curated record. The coding region runs from base 1 to 2517 and encodes 838 amino acids. Gene Ontology annotation, biological process: Golgi to plasma membrane transport; exocytosis; intracellular protein localization. Gene Ontology annotation, cellular component: exocyst.